ACCGUUUCAUCGCCGAUGGAAAAAGUUAAAAAGUCACCACCGUUUCACCCGGCAACACAUUAUUAUUUGAGGAUGGAUUCCGAAUCAGCGACCCAUUCAGCAGGUACAGCCAGCAGCAGCAGACCGUCUGCGGACCCAUUGCUGCCCGUGCUGCCCAUUCUGGACCCCACUGUGCCCCUGGACAGGCAGCAAUGGGUCCUGAAGGCAACCAAAGAGGCCAGGGCCUGUCACAGGCCCAAAGGCUUCCAAGCCAGCGCCGGUCCCAAGGACCUUCAGACGGCUUGUGAUGAAGCAAAAAGGAGAUGCCGGCUUGUCACUACUACCAGGCCCUCAAAGAAGCUCUACCUUGGCCAGCUGGUUAUUCCCUUUGGGAAAUAUGCUGGCCAAAGCUUCAUGUGGCUGGUAGCCAAUGAUGUGGGCUACUUAAAAUAUCUGCUUGACCGCCAUAUUGCGGAGAGCCAGGACCCGGGCAGGACAGGAGGAACCAGGGAGAAUGACUGGGUGAAGGACUGUCUCCUCCGUUAUGUGGAGUUUUUCCCCUCAGUCUCCUGCCACCUGGAGAAAAAUGUGGACAGGGCCAUUUAUGGACAGGGUCGCUUCAAGUCCUUCACCUUUCAGGAGAUGUGGCAUUUGUACAGCCUGCACAAGUGCCUUAAUGCCGACCCUCAAGCUGGCAGUGCCCAAGAGAGGAAGAUGGCAGAGGAGGCUUUCUCUUCUGUUCGCCAGUGGCUUGGAAUGAAGGAGGAGGACAUCAGCUCCAAGUCACUGAAGCGCUUCAGGAGAUUUAUUCUCGACAAAGAGAAACAGAAAGCCCCUACUGCAGCUGUACCAUCUUCGUCCUUGUCUGGUCCGGUCCCAUCUGAAACAGUGGUUCCUCCAUCAGCGUCAGCGUCUGCUUCAGUGGCCCCUCCGACAGCAACAUCCCUGUCACCUUGGCAGGAUGAUACAUUGCUUUCAGAGGCUCUCGCCACUUUUGAAGCCACUUUUGAAGGACAAGCUGACACUGCCAUGGCCCCUCCACCAGACCCUCCACAGCAGCCACAGACAGACCCCGUUCCACCAUCGCAGGAACCUCCAUCUGGUCCUCGUAAGAGGACGUCAAAGUCUGCGGCACUGCCACAGCCACAGCCAAUAGAAGCCACUGUCACGCAGCCUGAGGUGUCAUUUGAGGGCUGGCACAAACAGUGGGAGUCCGGCCCUCAAGGUCUCCCCAGUGCUGACGUGAAGUGGCUGAAGGAGGACGCUGACAGGGGGCUCUUUAAGAACCUCCCCAUCGCUCGCAGGAAAAUUCUGAAGGAUGAUCGCAUGUGGUUCCAUCCACCAGAAAUUCCUGGAGUGGUGGUAUCAUGCACUCACUUCCUCUUUCCAUCUCCAUGGUGUCCUCCUGCUGAGUUACACACUGACACAUGUCCAUCACCUGUCCUCACAUUUCAUUAGUACAGCUCAUAUCCACAGUUUGUCUACAGGAACAAUGCAGUAUCUUAAUCACAGCCUAUCAAAACACACGAUCACAUAGAGAGAGGUGACUAUACCAGAAUCUAACGAUAUGUGUCAGUGGAACAAUUUGUUUAUGAUUUGACAUUGAGAGGGGGGUGCACCGGUCCUGGAGGUACUGCAAUACCAGGUCUAUGCGUGGAGUGGACGGAGCAAGCCCCUGUUCCAUCUCCCAGUUCCAAAAAUCAAUUUAAUAUAUGGUCCCCGGGUAGGAGACGUAUCAGAUAUUAAACUGAUAAGAACAGAUACUACACUUGAUCUUAGCCAAAAGGCCGAGAAGCGAUACCAGAAUUGAACAGGAGGUCACAUACUGGUUCUCCUCACAGUCCCUCUCUGUGAGAGGUCUGAAGUCUGGACUCCACCCCCCCUCAGGACCACUUCCUGUUCCUGUGUUUACUGCUGGAGGGUGAUUGACAUCCUGACUGCUGCCACCUACUGUCCUGGAGUGUGAACAACACGUUUCGCAAACAUACCAUUACUGACAGUAACUUCUCAGUUCAUAAGACACUGCUGCUCCUUCACCUCUAUCAGACAUGUUCUGAUGUAUUAAUACUUUAAACACACUUUCCCGUCCUGUUACAAAGUGUUUCUUCUGAUCUCUGGUGUAAAUACUGUUAUUUAGUGGAUGUGUUCAGCGUCUGUUGCUCUUGUGUCAGUCCUGGGAGACGAUCCUCUCACACGUGACUCUGGGCUUUCUACCUUAUUUCCCUGUUCAUGGAGUUCUGCUGGUUUUUCCUGUCUCUGGUCGAGGGUGAAGAACAGAAGUGAGUGAGUGUGAGUUGUGCUCAGACGAGAGGAGACAGGGAGUGAAGCAGCAGAAACGAAUCUCAGUGGAUGUGAAGUGUCUCCUAGUUCCUGAGCUGGUGCAGUGAGGAGUCUCUUCUCAGCUCCUCUCAUGUGGAAGCUCUUCCUUGUUCUCUUUGACACUUUAUCAGGGGAGAGCGCGAACGCAGUCCCCCACUACCACAAAUUAUGCAGUCGAGA
Pleuronectes platessa (European plaice) is the source of this 2478-nucleotide messenger RNA. RefSeq lists its product as uncharacterized. The record is from RefSeq and is a predicted model, not a curated record. The transcript is spliced from 9 exons. Bases 16 to 1437 code for a protein of 473 amino acids. NCBI's taxonomy places the organism in Eukaryota, Metazoa, Chordata, Actinopteri, Pleuronectiformes, Pleuronectidae.